AUGGCGGCGCCAUGCGCGUCGAUCAUCUCGUGCGUCGGGAACCAAACGACUCGGAACUGUACGAUGGCGCUGGCGAGUGCGAAUAUGGAGUCGUCGACCGAGUACACGUCGGCAGUCGCGACACGGCCAACGUCGCAGAUCAACCAGAGUCCGCUGCUGUCGACGACCGCGUCGGUCGCGGCCAGGCGCAUGCUCACACGGUCCUUGGACGCUGCGACGCAAGAGUUGCGUCACGCGAUCGCCGGUUUCAACAUGAACGUCAAGUUUGCAAUCGGGUCGAAUGUCGUCGGCGCACUCCUCAACGUGACGUCGGCCAACUUGACAGAGAGCUUGACCGCCCAAGUGCAGACUAUGUUUGCUGGUAUUGCGACCGUCACGGUCAUCACAGGGAGCAACGCGACGGCGUGGUUCCUCAGUAUUUGGUACGAGGGGUACUAUGGCCCGCCACCGGCGCUCACGAUCUAUGGCUCGCACAACGCCUCACGAUCGACGUAG
Saprolegnia diclina VS20 is the source of this 495-nucleotide messenger RNA. RefSeq lists its product as hypothetical. Bases 1 to 495 code for a protein of 164 amino acids. NCBI's taxonomy places the organism in Eukaryota, Oomycota, Saprolegniomycetes, Saprolegniales, Saprolegniaceae. The transcript has 2 exons. The record is from RefSeq and is a predicted model, not a curated record.